UAAACUUAUUGUUCAGAAAUAUUUAUUUCUUAAACUGUCGACAUUUAUUUCUGCCUCAUUUGCAUUGCACCAUGCAAUAUGACGGACUAGUCAUUGCCGCGGUGUCAUCAUUGUAUUGUCGGCGUCGUGUUACACAGUGUUAUACAGUACCUAUAAGUGCAUACAUGACUUGUAGACAGUGUCUUAUAAUAUAUGUUUCAUAGUACGUAUCGUAUGCUUAGGCUGUGUUCAGAAACAUCACCGGGUACUCGCCAGAAGCCGAUUCUUAAAAUCGUAUGCAAAAAUUUUGUUGCGUUCGUCGCAUACAAAAAUAACUGCACAUUCAUCGAUUGACUCGUUAUGAAAUGUCUUGAGUUUGAUUGACCCCAAAUGACCAUUCUAGAAGAUUUAUAAACUGUAAAAAUCUCAAAGAUGACGAAAUUUCAACGUAUCAUCGUGCUAAUGUUUUAUUUCUGUUUAUUAACGACAUUAAAAACUGAGGCGUUGAUUAUCUCCACGAGACCAACGACAAUUUAUACAGAAGAUGAUUUAAAGCUACGAUUAGUCAACGUGGUAUUCAGACACGGCGAUCGCACAACAGACAAGAACUAUGAAUCUUAUCCAAAUGAUCCAUAUAAAAAUAACGAUUUCUAUCCAGAUGGUGACGGACAGUUAACUAAUGUUGGCAAGAAUAGAUCAUACGCAUUAGGCUUGUGGCUAAGAGAUAAAUACAAUAGUUUCCUUGGAGAUAUGUAUUACCCACCAAAUGUCUACGCACGUAGCACGGAAAUGUCUCGAUGCAAGAUGACUUUACAAUUAGUUCUUGCAGCGCUUUAUCCGCCUGUUGAUAGACAAAAAUGGAAUGAGAAACUUUCUUGGCAACCAAUAGACUUAAUAUAUACAUCACGGCAUGAAGAUAAUCUGCUGAAUCCAUCAUUUGCAUGCCCUAUAUUCCAAAAAAUUUAUGAGAAUCAACUACAAAGUCCAGAAGUGAAAAAGAAAAUAGAAGAGUUUAAUGAUUUAAUGGCGGACGUAUCAAAACAUACAGGAAAAAAUAUUACCAGUGUCAGGGAUCUCGCUCUUAUAUAUCAUACUUUAUAUAUAGAAUCAUUUAUGGGAUUGCCUUUACCAAAGUGGACAAAAAACAUAUUUCCAAAUGGCACUCUUUUAAAUGCAGUUUACUUAGAUUACGAGCUAUUUAAUUACAAUGAGUUAAAUAAUCUCAAUGGAGGUGUGUUAUUGAAUAGAAUAAUUAACGAUAUGAACAAAGUGAUCAAUAAAACUUUGCCGGAUCGAAGGAUUAAUCUUUUCUCCGCACAUGAUGUAAAUGUAGUUGGAUUGCUAUACGCUUUAAAUAUAUCCGUUAUUUUUCGACGUCAUUUUCCGACGUUUACAAGCAGCGUUAUUGUAGAAUUAUAUGAAGAUGACGGAGAAUAUUUGGUUAAAGUGUUAUAUUACUUAGGUAUUCCAUCGGAAAUACGAGAAAUUAAUAUUCCUGGCUGCGAAGUAUUAUGUCCGUAUAAUAAAUUUGUCGAAUUAACAAAGUCAACUACUGCACUUAAGGGAGUUCCUCUGCUCAGGUCUGGCACAACAAGUGGUACAGGGGUUCAAGUAAAGAAAAAUAUUCAAAUGACCAUUUUGUUGUCUUCUUUUUUUUUGCUGUAUAUGGUCUAAAGUUAAUAAUGGUGAAUAUAAAAAAAAAUUUGGCUAUAA
Messenger RNA from Monomorium pharaonis (pharaoh ant), 1692 nucleotides. Its product is annotated as venom acid phosphatase Acph-1. Bases 412 to 1653 code for a protein of 413 amino acids. The transcript has 7 exons. The record is from RefSeq and is a predicted model, not a curated record. Gene Ontology annotation, biological process: dephosphorylation. NCBI's taxonomy places the organism in Eukaryota, Metazoa, Arthropoda, Insecta, Hymenoptera, Formicidae. Gene Ontology annotation, molecular function: phosphatase activity.